GGCGAGCAGAGGCGGCUGGAGAGGCUGCAAUUCGGAAGCCGGAGGAGAACGGCGGGGCGGAGCGGAGGUGAUCCUCACAUUGAACUGGAGCAUGCAGCUAAUCCUAUGAAUUGUCGAAGCAUGAAGCAAGACUCUCCUGUAACGUGCAUGUGAUGUGAACAAUCCGGGAAUGCAGUGCCCCGUUGAGAGGCUCUUGGCUAGAGAAGCGCACCUCCUUGUUCAAACAAGAAAACCACACGCAGAGAUUUUUUUAGAUACCGUUUUCUCUGGUGCCCUGUGGUACUUGAUAACACACACACAGUCUUGGUGAAAGCUUCAUAGGGUUCUAUUUUUUCUUUCGAUACGAGACUAGCAAGAUGAUCGACCUAAGCUUUCUCACGGAUGAGGAGCAAGAGGCAAUCUUGAAGGUGCUCCAGCGAGAUGCAGAACUGAAGAGUGUUGAAGAGGAGAGGGUCAGGCAUUUACCUGAAAAGGUGAAAGAUGACAGCCAGGUAAAGAACAUGAGCGGGCAGUGGUUUUAUGAAGCCAAGUCCAAGAGGCACAGAGAGAAAAUACAUGGAGCAGACAUCAUCCGGGCAUCAAUCAGGAGGAAGCCCUUGACAAUAGCAGAGAAGAGCCAAAGGAAGUCAGACAAAACAAAGAGCAGUUGGGUGAGCAAUGUCAAUAAAGAAGUCUCCACGCCACCAGAACUGUUGGGUGCCAUAAAAGAGACGGAAGGAGAAUCAAAAUCUAGUCAGAGUCUUAAAGUGCUCAGUGCGGCCUCUAACACAUUAGAGAAGCCCAAGGACGAUUCGAGGAAGCCAUCUGCCUCGCCAUCUAAGCAAAGGAAAAAUCCAUUUAAUGACUCAACUUCACUAGAAGAUAAUGCAAAAAGUGAGCGGUCUGAAAAUGGAAUGAUUGAUUUAUCAGAGGCAACAGAGAAAGACGUUCAAUCGCCUUCAGUAGAAAGCCAACCCAGGGUAAGCUUAACACACCACAAAAGGGCAGGCGGGCCAGAGCAGGCACCUGUAGAACUGAACGAGGCAGGAAAACCUCCUGUACCAAGAGCUAGGAGAAAUGUUCGCAAGACCCCGGAUGUCAGUUUGAAAAGCGAAGAUUCCUUCCCCAAAGGGUCUAGAAGGAUCCAGCAAGUUAAUGGCCAAGGGACGCCGCCCAGAGGCAUCCUGAAACGCAGCUCAAGUUCGAGUUCCACAGAUUCCGAAGUGCUCCGUCUCAACCAAAGCUUGGACCAAACCAAUAAAACUGGUCUACCAGCCUCGACCAUCCUUGAAGGUGUUGCUGAGAAGAACCCUCCUGCAGGGGAAUUGGAAGGAAUUGGAUUUUCUCAAAACUCUUUGGAAAGACUAAAGCAAGUCAGGUUCUCCUCCAACGUAAGUAGGAAAGAGCGUCCACAGAGCUGCGAGUCGCAGGAGGGCAAAGAAUCUGGGGAGUUCAGUUUGUUAGACUCUGACUCCGUUAAGAUCAAUGCAGACCAAGUGGGUGGCAUAGGUGCACUUCGGAGUGGGCAGCCUCUUCCAGUAAAGCCUCCUCGGUCCUGUUCUCCAGCUUUAAAUGGAAAUGCUGAAGAUGCUGGAGCAGUUCAAGAAGGAGAAGCACCUCCAAGUCCUUACAGCACUAGCUGCACGGGUCUGCCUUCACAGUCUGUGAAAAGCCCUCCUGUGGAACCUAUACUCCGAACAGACUCUUCUAACCAGAUCUUUCCCAGAGAAGAGCAAGCUGACGAGACACAGCCUCAGAUCAAAACGAAACAGCUAAGCCCUAAGCCAGAUGUCUCCUCAAAAAACACUACUGGCCAAGAGUUGCCUUUGGCUAAGACAGAAGAGCCUCAGACACCAAAGGUUGGCGCUGCAGACCUUGAACAAGGUUCGGAAGAAGAUAUAAACCCUGUUUUGGAGGCUUUGAAAAGGAGUUCAAAUAGGCAAAUUCCUUCCAAAAGUCUAGAGGACAUACCAUCAGCCACAUCAAAUAAAGGAAAAGUAGACCUUCCAAAGGACGACUUAAUGCUUAGUGCCGAAGAUGUUUCCACAGCACCUUCUUUCCCCGAUAGCCAGUUCUCGCGUCCAGAAAAAAUCAGAAUGAUGAGCAAAUCAGUCCCAGCAUUUCUGCCGGAUGAGAGCGAUGACAGAGAGACAGAUACAGCAUCAGACAGCAGUUAUCCACUUGGCAGAAUCAAGAAGAGCCCCAGUUCGCUAACCAAUCUUAGUGGCUCUUCUGGCUUGGCGUCUUUGUCUUCUGUGAGCACUAGUGUGAUGAGUAUCUACAGUGGAGAUUUUGGCAAUGUGGAUGUGAAAGGGAAUAUCCAGUUUGCCAUUGAUUAUGUGGAACAGCUGAAGGAGCUCCAUAUUUUUAUCGCCCAGUGCAAGGACUUGGCAAUUGCGGAAGUUAAGAAGGAACGUUCAGAUCCGUAUGUGAAGAGUUACUUGCUGCCAGAAAAGUACAAGCUGGGCAAAAGAAAGACAUCUGUGAAGAAGAAAACAUUGAAUCCUGUCUAUAAUGAGAUAUUACGGUAUAAAGUUGACAAGAUCCUCUUGGCAUCCCAGAGACUGAAUAUCUCCGUUUGGCACAACGACACUUUUGGGCGCAAUAGUUUCUUGGGUGAAGUGGAGCUUGACUUGGGCGACUGGGACUGGAAUGACAGGCAAAAGAAACAGAUGAACUGGUACCCGCUUAAACCACGAACUCCACAAGCUGCUCAUGAACUUGAGAACCGAGGGGAGAUAAAGAUUGCGCUCAAGUACAUUCCACAGCCUACUGCGAGUAAGAAGACUCCGGCCACUGGAGAAGUCCAUAUUUGGGUGAAAGAAUGCAACGACCUUCCAAUCCUCAGGGGCAAUAAGCUGAACUCCUUUGUCAAAUGUACCAUUCUUCCAGAUACAAGCAGAAAAAGCCGUCAGAAAACAAGAGCUGUUGCAAAGACGACCAACCCAGUGUUCAAUCAUACAAUGGUUUAUGAUGGAUUCAGGCCUGAAGAUUUGAAAGAAGCUUGCAUAGAACUCACUGUCUGGGAUCACAACAAGUUGGCCAAUCAUUUCCUGGGAGGCCUCAGGAUUGGACUUGGAACAGGUAAAAGCUAUGGUACUCCAGUAGACUGGAUGGAUUCUACAUUAGAUGAAACCAGUUUAUGGGAAAGGAUGAUCGAGUCUCCAAAUACAUGGGUAGAAGACAUGUUGCCACUCAGGCUGCUGAUGACGGCAAAAAUUACGAAAUAGGAUGAUUCUCCGUGGUUGCUUUCAGUUUUGUAUGGCUUGCUAAGCAAAGACCCAGACAUGAACUAAGGGGGCAACAUUCAUGUGUAAAUUGAGCAGAGACAUCUGUGUCUGCAACACAAUUUCCUGCUGUUUUGCUAAACGCUACCUUGAUAAUGCAUAUUUGACAUCUGCCUGUCCACAGGUACUGUGUUUAAAUUAAAUUCUUUAAGCUUUAUUAAAGAUUAAUUAAAAUAUAAAAUGUAUUUAAAAAGUUAUGUACAGUUGUGUGGCCACCUUCAAUAAUGGAUGAGAAAAGUUAAUGAUUUCACUAAGUAAGCUAAAUGUCAACAUGCUUUGCUCUGCCAUUGCUCCUCAAUUCCCAAAGUCAACGUUGAAUCCACCUGGCAAUGCGGCAUUAUUUUGUAGUUGUGACUGUGCAUACCUAAAGCUGUAUCUAAUUCAUAUGCAUCCCACCAUCUUUUAAAAAACCUUAAAUGCUCAAAUUGGGGAAAUCCAUCGUGUGAAAAUUUCUCCACCAUUGCUCCACUUCAUUGGACUGCUGCUUGUGAUGGGUAGGGGAAACUCACAGCAUAUCACCACUCGUUGGCCUGGUUCACAUGCUCAAAACAAGCCACAGUGGCUUAUUUAAUUCGGUGGCUAUUAGCCUAAUUUACCCACCUGGUCACAGCUUGUUGUGUCAUCUGAACCUGGGUGGCUGUCAUGACUAGGCCUGUUCCCCUUAGGCUGGGGGAAGGAGCUUCAGGUGAUCAAUCAGAAUCAGAUUCUGAAGCAGAAGAGACCGCGCCAGAAACAUACCAGCCU
Elgaria multicarinata webbii is the source of this 4010-nucleotide messenger RNA. RefSeq names its product synaptotagmin like 2 (gene SYTL2). The record is from RefSeq and is a predicted model, not a curated record. Lineage: Eukaryota; Metazoa; Chordata; Lepidosauria; Squamata; Anguidae. Gene Ontology annotation, biological process: exocytosis; intracellular protein transport. Bases 357 to 3209 code for a protein of 950 amino acids. Gene Ontology annotation, cellular component: plasma membrane; exocytic vesicle. Gene Ontology annotation, molecular function: small GTPase binding; neurexin family protein binding. The transcript is spliced from 19 exons.